Molecule: messenger RNA, 2106 nt
Organism: Eurytemora carolleeae
Lineage: Eukaryota; Metazoa; Arthropoda; Copepoda; Calanoida; Temoridae
Exons: 2
Coding region: 513-1994 (493 amino acids)
Source: RefSeq, a predicted model, not a curated record
CUUCUUAUAGCGCUGGGUAAAGAGUUCUUUCCCUAGGUUUCAGUAGAGAAAUUUUGGACAAUUUCCACAGAUGGAAGGAUGCUUGGAGGCUCGCGGUGCAUUCUACUUUGCCAGAACUACCUCCCCUUAAAACCUUUAAACCAAAGUUUGCGCUGCCGGAACUUGAUUCAUACGAUGGCGUGUUUCCUACCUGGUUUUGGGCUUUAGCUCCGUCAAAUUACAAUUUUCCUGGUAUCUCGCUAGUUGACGGUGAAAAACUGAGAGCGUCCGCACUAGAGUUCGGUUAUCAAGACUUGGAAACCUUGAACAAAGUUUGUGCCGACUUGCAAUGUGGAGCAGACAUUGGCUGUUCAGGAUCUUUCAGACUGCCGUCUAAGGCUACUAAUGCACCUAGUGCUUUUGAAAACGGCAGGCAGGUGACAGAUGCAGUUUGUGAUUGGCUUGCAAAAGGUUUUGCUUAUGGACCUGUGCCUUUAGCUCAAGUACCUGAGAAAGCGAAAUUUAGCGGGAUUAUGACUAGGCCCAAGCCUAACGGCUCUGUGAGAAUAAUCUUGAACUUGAGUGCCCCGCUAGGAAUGGCCGUUAAUGAGGGCAUCGACAACAACCAGUUCCCUACUUCAAUGUCCUCCACUACUAAGUGGCUGAGGGUGUUGCGCCGAGCUGGUAAACAUGCAAAAAUGUGUAAAGUAGAUUGGUCUGACGCGUAUAAGCAUGUUGCAGUUCGUUCGGAGGACACUGAUCUGCAGUGGUUUCAGUGGGGUGGUCAAGCUUUUAAAGAGUUAUGCCUUAUCUUCGGUUGUGUCAGCAGUGCCGGUAUUUUUGACCGCCUAGCGAAAAUUGUCCUUUUCAUUGUGGUACAGAAAUCUCGCUUCCGUGAGGAUAUGGUGUGCCAACACCUGGAUGACUGCUGCGCCGCUGCACCUUUUGACUCAGAUGCGCUAGAGCGUUAUGACGCAACUUUCACUGAAGUUGCAAUUAAUCUCGGGGUGAAGCUAGCUCCCCGGGACGACCCAGAGAAGUCCUUUGGUCCUGCUCAAUCUGGCAUUAUUCUUGGCAUACGCUAUGACACUGUGGCUUGGACCUGGGCGUUGCCGGAAGAGAAAUUAUUUCGGCUUCUGCACCUCCUGCGUUCCUUUUUACAAGUUGAUCAAUGUCAGCAACAUCUUAUUUGGACGGCUGUGGGGAAGCUACAGCAUAUUAAACCUUUGGUGCCAACCGGACGGUUCUGCAUAGACCACCUGAUUCGCGCUAACUCGUUUUCGUUAGAGCGUACUUUUAUGGUCCCUCUUUGCAGUGGGUUUAAGAGGCAAGCUUGGUUCUGGUUCUCUAUGCUUCGACUGUGUUCUGGCUCCGGCCCAAUACCUGACCCGGACUUGGGGCUGCCUCCAUGGGCAAUUGAUGUGUUCACCGACUCAGCUGGCGGGGCCUGGGAGGGCUUGAAGGGUGCUGGAGCUUGCACUCCGACUUGGUGGGCUUUCUCCCCUUGGUCGGCCAAGAUUAAUCGAGGGGGCAUGGGUCCUUCAAACCGUAAGUUGGGGCGUAUGAUGUCUGCGCUCGAGCUGGUAGGGCCUUUGCUGGUAGUGGCAGCUGGUUACCAAUGGUGCCGCAAUAAGCCUGUUAGAAUUUGGGUAGACAACGCGGGCUCUGUUUUUAUUUGGAAGAAGGGCUACAGCUCUAGCUGUCUUCUUUCCUCAACUCUAGUAAAAGCUAUAGCUUCGGUCGCGGCUGGGCUAGGCAGCCAGGUUGACCUGGUGAAGAUUACUCGGUGUUCUACGCCUCUGGCGGACAUGGCAGACGCGCUAUCCAAGUGUGCCUUUUCUAGAUUUCGGGAAAUUGCUUUUGGGGCAGGUUAUACCACACUGCCUUUGGAGCCGGCUUGGAUUCCAGCUCCCAUCACUGCCUGGCUUCUUGACCCAGUUCCGGAUGAUUUCCUUGGGGAUAAAAUCCUCAAUGAACUAGCUAAGAGAACCCUGGUGUUGGGGGUUAACUGCUAGAGCUGCUUAGGAUGGUUCGUGACCUCAGCGCCUGCUGUGGUUGCCUCUUAUGCCUUCCUUUUCCUCUUUUACCCUGUUCUCUUCUCACUCCGUUCACUGCUACUCUUGCCAG